Molecule: messenger RNA, 3150 nt
Organism: Monomorium pharaonis (pharaoh ant)
Lineage: Eukaryota; Metazoa; Arthropoda; Insecta; Hymenoptera; Formicidae
Gene: Rab19
Product: ras-related protein Rab-43
Exons: 5
Coding region: 815-1477 (220 amino acids)
Biological process (GO): regulation of exocytosis; protein secretion
Molecular function (GO): GTPase activity; GTP binding
Source: RefSeq, a predicted model, not a curated record
AAUUUUUAAAACUUAGUAAAUUCUUAGAAGUACAGAUAAUGCAACCUCUUUGUCAGUUAUGUUCUGAUAUUUUAUCAAUUUUUCUGAAAUUAAAAUUUGUAGAUAAUGCAACCUUGUCAAUUUUAUGUUCUUAUAUUUCUUUUAUUUUCGAAAGUUUUUUUUAAGUUAAUAUUCUAGGAAUUGUUAAAAUUAAAAAGGAAUUCAAUGUAAAGAAAUAGGAAAAGCUAUUCUAAUUCAUAUCAUACAAGUAUUUCGUAUGAAUGCAAGUAGACAAUAUUAAACAUUUCAAAAUUACAAAAUACAUUAUUAAUUUCCUUAAAAUUGCUUUCGCAUUUGCAUUUACAUUCAUUUAGUAACAAUAAGCAAAAAUAUCUCAAAUGCAUUAUAAGAUAUAUAACGCUUGCUACUCUCAUGCUUACAUUCUCUUCUUUUCUCCUUCAUAUCGCAUUUAUACAUUCAUUCACUUCACACUUUCGUUCGUUUGCCCAUACACACUUACCUCAUAAUAAACACACUUAAACAAUAAGAGAAAAGAAGAAUUACAAAUGAACGCAAUGAAACCGCGCAAAGAAAAGCGGCUAAAAAUAGUAGCAGGAAGGACGGGAAAAGGAAAAAGGAGGGGUCAGCGGUCCCACGAUUCGUCGCUGAUAUAAAUCGCUACGGGGUGAUUCGUAUGAUGGACCAAAAUGGACGCAAUUGGAUGAGGGAGGACUCGUGGAUGGACACAUCGGCGAUGGCGUAGACACUCGUCCAGUGAAGUGACAAGUUCCUCUCGCCAUCGCCCUCGCCUUCGUGCGAGUAACACGUGGCGAGAAUGUCGUCCCGCGACCCGGACAACCUGAUGACCACGAGCGACGACGAGAGCUUCGACUACCUGUUCAAGAUCGUGCUGAUCGGCGACUGCGGUACGGGCAAGACCUGCGUGGUGCAGCGCUUCAGGUCCGGCACGUUUGUCGAGCGCCACGGCAACACCAUCGGCGUCGACUUCACCAUGAAGACCGUGCUCAUUGACGGCAAGAAGGUCAAGUUACAAAUAUGGGAUACCGCGGGGCAGGAAAGAUUUCGAACAAUAACUCAGAGUUACUAUAGAUCUGCAAAUGGAGUAAUUGUAGUUUACGAUAUUACAAAGCGAUCGACAUUCUUAAGUUUACAACGUUGGGUGGAAGAAGUCCGACGGUAUACGUCGUCGCACGUGCUACUAGUAUUAGUUGGUAACAAAUGUGACUUGGAAGAUCUGCGCGAGGUGAAAAAAACAGAGGCUGAAGCUUUAUGUCAAUAUCUGCCUGAAGUUUUGCACAUAGUGGAGACCUCAGCCAAAGAUAACACAAAUAUAGACUCCGUCUUUUUCUAUCUGGCAUCGGAACUUAAGAGACGACAUGAUAAUCGCCAGAUUAGCGCGAGCGAGGACGAAGUAGUGAAGCUCGGUGUCGGUCGAGAUCUAUCUUCUUGUUCGGGCUGCUCAUUUAAGAUAUUUUAAGUCGUUUGAUAUUUCUUUCGGUGCGGUAUUUCCGGACGAUCGAGAUAUUUUUAUAUAACAAUCAAAGUGUCCAGUGAUAAGAUAAAAGACAGUCGAGAAAUGGGUAAUAUCACGAUAAUUCCUGUGGCAUCGUUUCAAUGACAAUUGAAACGUUAAAAAUUAUUGAAUGCGAAGAUUAUGUAAAAUAUGUGUAAUAUAUAAAUUUUAUAAUUUUUUAAAAUUCUACUGCCUUUUAUCUUAUUGCAAUAUAAAUUAACAUCUAACAAAAAUGGAACACGCUCGAUUAGUGGGAUCCUAUCAGUACAGCAGAAAGAUAUUUAGGUGCCAAAUUAAAAAUGUUAUCUUUUUAUCCGCGCAGAACGGAGACAACAUAUUCUAAUCCCAAGGAAAGAUGAAUCUCGCGAUAAAGAUCUAAUCUUUAGAAUUAAGGCGGCUCUCACAUUUCUGUUUCGAUAGUUUGCUGCUCCGGGAAGAGGCACAUAUGUAUAUUUUUAUAUGCGAUUUAACGGAAGCGUACAAAUAUACACUUGCGCAUGCAUACACGCGUGAUACUCCACGAAUACCGCGAGACCUGAAGAGAUCUUAGAGUAUUCUAGUGCCUUAAAAGUAACGUUACACACGUUUUCAUAUACUAAACGCGCACAAUGACAUUUCGCGAAGUGUACUCGAGAAGCUUAUAGGGGAUUUUAAAUGUGAGUGGUAACUUAAUGUUUUUUUUUUAAUUUAUUUUAUUUAUUUGCACGUAUGUUGUUACGGCGGAAUUGAGAUUUGGCCUCUCGAUCGCCGAGCACCCAUCCAAAAGCUGUAAAUACUAAUCCACAAUGUCACAUUCUCAGUGCGCAUUUUGCGCAAAAAGCGAUCAUCUGACUUAGUCUAUCUUCAUUAAGAUUUGAUACUUUGCAGUCCAUAGUGUCAUCAUAUAAAAAUAUGAAUCCAAAGCAAAACAAAAUAUUUUUAACUUUAAUAGCUUUUAUAUCGGGACGGCAAAAAUUUACGAUUUAACUUAUCAUAUCGUAUAAUUCGCUUCAGUCAGAUAGAUGAAACAGUGUAACAAACGAGAAUUACAAUGUAUUAUAAAGAACAUGAUUUAGAUCACCGCAUUCAGCGUUAAAGGCGCAAUGGGAAUGGGCAGAUAUGUAGAAUGCGUUUCGUUUAAGUAAGCGCUAUUGUUAUUUGUAAACAAAACAAGGUAUAACGAAUCUCUAUUACUGCUUAUAUAAAAAUCGUUGUAAUAUAUUUUUUUGAUUAUGUUUGCACGUAAGUGUAUAUUAUUCUCGAAAUGCUCGUUGCGAAUGAGAAUUAUAUAUUUUUGAUAUGAGCGAUACAUUAAAACUCUUGCACAUAGAUUCAAUUAAAAUGUUUUCGCGAAUUAGGAUAGAUCUAUAAAUGUAUCUUGGUGCAUUUUUCGAAGAAAAUGUAUAUCAGAUACGAAAAAAGUAUACAUAUCGAUUUCAAAAAUUCAUAUCGUGUGCAAAAAAAAGAUAAAAUUAUGUAUAAAAUUAAAUUGUAUCUUAAGUUGCAAUUAUGCGCCGAAAUAAUACAUAAGGUAAUACUGCCUCACGAGAUUAAUCAAAUGUUUCAAAAUUAUGUAUAAGUAUUUGAAAGAUUAUUGAAAUUGUUAAAUAAAUUUUAUAUUUGUAUCUUACUCUGAAAAUAUAUACGUGUUAUACAAA